AAACAUUGACAAGCUGCACGGUAGUUGUUUAAAAAGCUCACGCUUUCCCGCUUACAUUUCACCGGACUCCUCCCCUUCCAUCCAACACUACCCCACUCUCAUACAUUCAAUGGCCUCUGUCCCUACUGUCGCCCGCGCUCCCUCUCCCGACGUCUUUGCUACGCCGAGCAAGCAGGCGAGUACUCUUCAACUCCCACGCGUCGCGGGUAUUGACAUGACCCAGAUUGCUUCGAAGGUUGCAGCCUUCUCCCUCGAGUCCCCUGUGAAGAAGAUUGCUCCGCUCCAGCUCGUCGACGACGCACGUCGUUCUACGUCGCCAGAGUCGGAGGCCGACGAGGAGGCCCGUCUCACCGAGUUGAGGAAGAAGUUCGUUGGCGAUAUUGAUUUACCCGAAAGCGAGGAGCCUCUGUUAAAAGAGACGCGUCGUCGCUUCGUUCUGUUCCCUAUUCAGUACAACGAGAUCUGGCAAAUGUACAAGAAGGCCGAGGCGUCUUUCUGGACAGCUGAGGAGAUGGACCUGUCGAAGGACCUGCACGACUGGAACAACAAACUGAACAACGACGAACGUCACUUCCUUUCUCACGUGCUUGCCUUUUUCGCCGCGUCUGAUGGCAUCGUCAAUGAGAACCUGCUCGAGCGCUUCUCGAAUGAAGUACAGAUUGCCGAAGCGCGGUGUUUCUACGGGUUCCAAAUCAUGAUGGAGAAUAUUCACUCUGAGACUUACUCACUCCUCAUCGACACCUACAUCAAGGACCCUGCUCAGCGCGACUACCUCUUCGAUGCUAUCGAAACAAUUCCCUGCAUUAAGCGCAAGGCUGAGUGGGCCUUGAAGUGGAUCACCGAUGAACAGUCUACCUUCGGCGAACGACUGGUCGCCUUCGCUGCCGUCGAGGGCAUCUUCUUCUCGGGGUCGUUUGCGUCUAUCUUCUGGAUGAAGAAACGCGGGCUCAUGCCUGGUUUGACCUUCUCCAACGAGCUCAUCAGUCGUGACGAGGGCAUGCACACGGAUUUCGCCUGCUUGCUGUUCACCCACCUCAAGCGUCGUCCUCACCCGGAUACCCUGAAUCGCAUCAUUACGGAGGCUGUUGCCAUUGAGCAGGAGUUCUUAACCGUCGCACUGCCUGUCAGUCUCAUCGGCAUGAACGCCAAGCUCAUGUGCCAGUAUAUUGAGUUUGUCGCCGACCGCUUGCUAGUCGCUCUCGGAAACCCGAAGCAUUACAACUCGACAAACCCUUUCGAUUUCAUGGAGAUGAUCUCGCUCCAGGGCAAGACCAACUUCUUCGAGAAGCGUGUGUCAGAUUACUCCAAGGCCAACAUCUCGAACACUGGCACCAAUGCUGCUCAGACGUCAGCCAAGUCAUUUGUUUUGGACGAGGACUUCUAGUUAAUUUUAAUGACUGCAUGCAACUUGUAUCCAUCGCUAUUUAGUAUUUACAUCCCAUGUCUCCGUCUCGCAUAUGUACUCUUCUUUAGACUUUGUACCAUAGAACUCGAUAUAAAUCAAAGACGCUGUUCAAAAAUGGUCAGAAAUCCGGUGUCAGACAUUGGCAGCUCGGUUCGGUCCGGAGCGUCAUCGUUCUGGACUAUGCCGUUCGCUUUCUUCAUGCCAUGUUAUACAAACAACGCAUGCUCCAGUAAGCAGGCUCCGAGCGUUCUCCACGGUGAUGCCAGACACGGUAGCCACCGGGUAUGCAGGACUGCCAAGUUUAGCUGGCAAUCAAGCCCUUCAGGAACGAAAAGACAGCUGCACGACAUAUCUCAAUCCCUGAUCUUUUGUUUGCCGCGGAACGGUCGCGGUUUUCUUGUGACGACGACGCAGGCCUUGUACUGUCUUUUACUGCUCGCUCUGCGUCCCUUUCGGUCGUGCAAGGCUUCAGGGGAAGGCGAUCGCUUGGUCACAUAUCUGCUCCUGGGAGUCUCAGGGGGCAACAAUAACAGCCUCUCUUUUCAUCUGUCGUAAUCUCUCCCAGGUACUGAUUCCCAUCUUCCCAGUAGGCCUUUGAUGGGCUCGGAAGGGUCACAAGUAGAGUGAAAGUCCAUCUAUAAGAUCGGGAAGCUCCAAGCUUCUUAGGCGUUCUCCCAUCACCUCCAUCUCCGUCUCUUUCUGCCAAUGUUCCGCAGCUGGAGGAAGAAAGACCGUCCCCAGACCCCCCGGUCUGUCUCGGAGGCUCAUGUCUCGAAAUACAAGGCACCCGACGCUCUCUCGAGCCCGCCCACAGUCGUUCCGUCCUACCACCAGAACUCUAUUUCUGGAGUUGCCCCGGGCCACAGUCAUGUGGACGACAUGGACGAUCCCUUUGCUUUAAUCCCUCCGCCGGCAGUGCGGUCUCCUCGACAAUCGGCCGCGCGGCGACCUCCCAACCGUCAGCCUCUAGAGCAGCCUCGACGGCCCGCCCGUCCACCGUCGCUUGAUCUAGACUGGAAUGAUGCGGAUAUAAGGCACCAGAACGGGUCUAUUGCCAUGCCCAGUUCCAGUUCCAGCUCCAGUUCAAUGAGGAGUCCGGUGAGGGCAAUCCACCGCGUGCCCCAGCUUGAUCAUGUGUGGGAAGGCUUCAUUCGAGAUGCAGCAGAGGAAGAAACCAGGGAAGAUCCGUUCCCAUCUCAGCGACGUCUGGCGGCUGCAUCGCACGCUGGCGGCCGUCCCAGCCUGCAUUACACCAAAUCGACGCCCUACCUAGCCUCGGGGCCCGCGCUCGAUCUGGACUCCGACUCCGAGGCCUCGACAGACGAAUCAGGGCAGAGCGAACGGCGCACAUUAGCCCUAUUUCCGUCGCCUCCGCCUCUCCGGGUCCGGCGGCGAGGAACACCGAAACCGCUUGUGCUGCACCCGACACCGAGCAUAGCACCGCUUCCCCCUUCCCCGCUGUUAAGUUCUGGGGAUUCCACGCCUGUAGCGACGCCGACGACACCUCGGUCUUUCAUUGACGCAGCUUCAUAUCCCGCUCGGCAAUCCUACUCUCCUUCACGCCUUUCACCCUUGCCCAGAGAUCCCAGCACGCCACCAACUACAUCGCUUCGCCUUCGAACGGCACAGUCCGUGCCCCAUUUAGCCCCGUUGAACGCCAUCACGCAUCGUAAUGCGUCGAGCGACAUCGCAGCCACUCAAAAGACUCCAGCCGUCUUGCGUCCAGCCGGUCGCCCGGUAUGUCUGGCAUCCAUUGAGUCCAUAUGUCAUGUCUGACGUGUUUCUGCAGCAACCGCAACUCUCGCCGGCACCUCCGUCCCAGCCUUCUGUCAAUGUUCAUUGGGGAUAUGCCGUAUAAUCAUGAACAGUCCUAUUUAUGCCAGUCGACAACGCGGUGUUAACUGGCCUGUGGCCGCAAUCAAACGGAUGUAUUGGUAUCAUAUGAACACACAAACCUAGAUACUUUUUUCGGGUAAUAGAGCACCGACCUGUAAUCCCUUCCUUAUUUGUCCUUCUUUGAUUCCGGGACGGGCGUGCGCGACUGUUGGUCCUCGAGAACGGACAUGAUGAUGUAUGCGACGAGAACGACGUUGGCUCCAACGACCGCCGUCAGAGCGGCGUAUGUUGCGUUGCCUGCGCAUGGCGGUUAGGUCUUUUUUUAGCCCGCAACGCACGAUGUACCAUUCCACAGGUAUUUCUGAGAAGCAAAGUAGGAGCCUAAUGGGAUUAUUCCGAGAGAAAGCGUGAAUGCGAGAAGCUUGGUCAAUUGGGCGCUGCUGCUUUGAGAACGGUCGCCACGGGUCACAAGAUACACGUUACCUUGCUACUGCAUCCGCAGUCAACUUCCCCGCUGCGAUCUGUUCGCUCAUCUUGUGCUACUUGUGAGGGGGAAAG
Molecule: messenger RNA, 3799 nt
Organism: Mycena citricolor
Lineage: Eukaryota; Fungi; Basidiomycota; Agaricomycetes; Agaricales; Mycenaceae
Source: the annotation of a GenBank genome assembly